AAUAACUCUGUUGCUCGAGAAAAAUGGAUGGAGCAAGAUAGUUCUGCUAUUUCUCUGAUUAUCAUUACACUCUCUCCGGACGCUCUUACUUUAGUCGUUGGUUGUCUGACAUCAAUGGAGCUAGCAAUACAUCUGAUUUCCUGUCAUCUCAAUUUAGUCAACAAAGUAGCUGUUUUGCUCAACCCACUGGAUUUAUUGCUCAAAAUGGUGAAAGUGUGCAGCUGCCUUAUGAUGGAUAUGGGAAUGGUGGACUUCAACAUAAUGGAGCAUUCAAUCUUAGAGGAUUUCAACAAACUGCAAGUGUUCAGCAAAAACACAAUUUUCAACCCAAUAGAGGACUAAUGCAGCAACAUGACUUCUCACAUCAAAACUUCUCCCCACAUGUGAGCUACACUAAUAGUGAGAAUUACUCCCAGCAAAGCUAUUCUGAUAACAAUGGCAAGAACAGCUUCAGUAGACCACACAUCAGCAACAACAAAAGUUACAACACCGGUCAAAGUUACUCGGGCUCAGUUGUUUGUCAGAUUUGUGAAAAACCGGGGGAAAUGCAAGUACUCUAUGGUGGUCCUCAAGUGCAGGGCUACUCUCAGAUUCCUGUAACAAGAGAAGAUGACAAUGGCAGUAAAACCAAUAUUGAAAAUACUCAAAAUGUUUCACAAGACGAGUAUGUGAGUACAAGUAAAGAAAAACAGGAAGUGGUUUCAAAGGAGGUUUCUAAGGAGAAGAUUGAGUCUGAAAGUGAGAAUGGUGAUGAGGGAAAUCAGCCAGAGAAGUUUAUGGAGGAGAGCUCUGAUGAAAAAGACACUUUUCCAUUUGAACUUUGCUUGCCUGAUGAGGAUAGCUUAAUUACAGUGGUUGAUUACAAGGAUAUGGUUGAGCGAAAUCAAGUCAAAGCUGAUGGAGUAAGCCUAAGUGCAGCAGUUGAUAGUUCUAGUAAGCCGAUGGACUCAAAAAUUGGAAUCCAAGAUGCAAACUCUUCUCAGGUCUACAAAAGUGAAGCCAUUAAUGACGUUAGUGAUAUGAGCAGCUCCAGUAGUAUGAGCAAUGACAUGUACAAGCCCCACAAGGUGAAUGGUGUAAGAUGGGAAGCGAUUCAAGCUGUCCGAGAUCAUGAUGGGAUGCUGGGUUUGAAUCAUUUCAAGUUGUUGAACAGUAAACACAAUACUCAAGGAGUUGGGUUGUCACAUCUCAAAAACAAGAAAGUUGAUUCGUCUGCUACAACAUCAAUCUGUUCAUGUUCUAGGGCAGGAUCAGAGGAGAAAGAAAAUAGUGACUUGAAUAAGGAUGCUGCAGAAAACAAGGCAUUUAUCCCUCCAUAUUCAAUUCCCUCUAAAUGGCAACAAGCUAUACUCAAAGAAAUUGACACUUUGUUGAUACAAGGCACGUGGCAGCUUCCUUGUACUUCUCUUGAAAGACCUCUACUGAACUGUAGGCAGGCUUGUCGGCCUAUGAAGCUAUGGCAAUUACCACUCAUUUCUCCUGGUUGAAACUACUAUCAAAGGACUCUGCUGCAAACUAGUUCUUGGUUCUCCAAGCACUAGUUUGAGGAGGGAUGUUAAGAGUAUAGGGUCAAAGUAGAAAUGGUCAACAUCAAGUUAGUAUAAAUAGGAACUUUGCUUUACUGUAGGGAUGUCAUCUUUUUUAAAACUACCUUGAAUUUCCAAUAAUCAGUUUUUCCCUCUCUCUCUCUUCUUCUUCUUCAUUCUCAAUAGCCUCCAUAGCUUUUCUUCUAGAUUUCUUCAGCUUUCAGAAUUUUAACA
This is a messenger RNA of Rosa chinensis, 1760 nucleotides long. RefSeq lists its product as uncharacterized. The record is from RefSeq and is a predicted model, not a curated record. The transcript has 2 exons. The coding region runs from base 342 to 1487 and encodes 381 amino acids. Lineage: Eukaryota; Viridiplantae; Streptophyta; Magnoliopsida; Rosales; Rosaceae.